AUGAUUAAAAUAAAUCUAUCGAUAAAUACAUUGCUUUCAGUCCAGACACAAGAAGUGCAACUUCUGGAGCAACUGAUCGAUGAUAACGAUGUGGUCUUCCUAUUGAUGGACACCAGAGAGAGCCGAUGGCUGCCGACAGUGUUGUCGGCCGUUAAGAAUAAGUUGGUCAUAAACGCUGCUCUCGGGUUCGACACCUUUUUAGUUCAAAGGCAUGGCGUGAGACGUACGGAGACUACAGGUGCGACCAACGAUCAGUCUAUUGUCGGAGCUGUCGGUGGCGAGCUUUCGACAACAUCUACGACUGGCACCGGGAGGUCGAGGCGAGUGAGUGGCGCCGAUUUGGGCUGUUAUUACUGCUCGGAUGUCGUCGCACCGGGAAAUGUGAGAUCCAUUUACAUACUCAUUGAGAUUGUUUCGCAUGAAAUGCCUUCAUUUCCAUUAGAUUUUCCGCAUAAAUAUUUAUGA
Oppiella nova is the source of this 465-nucleotide messenger RNA. The record is from the annotation of a GenBank genome assembly. NCBI's taxonomy places the organism in Eukaryota, Metazoa, Arthropoda, Arachnida, Sarcoptiformes, Oppiidae.